CCCAUUUCAAGUAGAACAGGCAGACGAGCAGUUCCUGGAGGACGUUCUCGCCCUGCUCGACGUCGAGGAAGACAUGGCUGCACCACAGCACUCACCGCAGCCAACACUGAAACGUCUACGUCCUCGCGCCAACAGCGACACAGCGGUCAAGCCCAAGAGGGUCCGGAAGGACACGACCCAACGCGUGCGGAACAAAGCCAAGAUCGAGCUUCUCCGCCACGAGAUCAAGGGGCUGGAGGCGGUGCUCGCGAGCCUGCAGAACUCGAAGCGAAGGGUGGAUUGGCACCGAACAGACUCCAUGUGGAAGAUCAUCGCAGCCAGGCAGAGCUACGAGAGAGAACGUGCCGAGCACCGCAACUUGGGACUCAAGAGAAUGCUCUCCCAGCAGUGCGCGUUAACUAGGGCCCUCUCCAGCGUGCUCACCCAGUGGGAUAACCUGCCUAUUCCAGACAUUGGUUUUAGUACGUGCAUGUAGCUCGUUGUUGCCCAUGGGUCUAGUUAUCCUUGUAAAAAUAAAGGUCGUGCUUGGACAUU
Phytophthora sojae is the source of this 534-nucleotide messenger RNA. RefSeq lists its product as hypothetical. The record is from RefSeq and is a predicted model, not a curated record. NCBI's taxonomy places the organism in Eukaryota, Oomycota, Peronosporomycetes, Peronosporales, Peronosporaceae. Bases 74 to 475 code for a protein of 133 amino acids. The transcript has a single exon.